This is a messenger RNA of Oncorhynchus kisutch (coho salmon), 13252 nucleotides long. It is a transcript of the gene slc25a22a, whose product is annotated as solute carrier family 25 member 22a. Gene Ontology annotation, biological process: aspartate transmembrane transport; L-glutamate transmembrane transport; malate-aspartate shuttle. The transcript is spliced from 11 exons. Gene Ontology annotation, molecular function: L-aspartate transmembrane transporter activity; L-glutamate transmembrane transporter activity. NCBI's taxonomy places the organism in Eukaryota, Metazoa, Chordata, Actinopteri, Salmoniformes, Salmonidae. The coding region runs from base 541 to 1476 and encodes 311 amino acids. The record is from RefSeq and is a predicted model, not a curated record.
AUAAUCACCAACCAGCCCUUCUCUUCUCCCUCCGUUGCUCGUUUGCUCCCCCUCUCUCUCCUUACUCUUCACCUCAAAGGGACACCAACGCUAGUAACACACCAGCAGGUUGGCGAAGCAGACUGUCAAGCGACAAGGACACGAGAGGGAAAAGCUAUUUUUAACCCCAGAUAUUAUCCAUCUGAAAUAACGGAAACUGCACAACACGUUAUCCCUCCCUAUCGAACCUCAACUUCUACUGACCAGCCGGCCCUUCAGAGACCAGUUAUCCCUCCCUAUCGGACCUCAACUUCUUGCGCUUCAGAGGCCAGCUGACAGACAAGACAACUGACUGAUCAAAAAUAAUAAUAAUAAUAAUAACGUUUGGAUUCAAAGUUUUAAAGACACAGAAACUAAGGAAGAGCUAACCAACCAAACAGACUGCAUUAUAGAUUAAAGAAAGAAACACACAACAACAAUAACAACAGCAGCAGAUGGACUGACUGGCACAACAGAAAGACACAUAUCAACUCUCUGACGACCAGCCGGCGCCUCACAUAAAUGGCUGACAAGCAGAUCAGUUUGCCUGCCAAAUUGAUAAAUGGUGGUAUCGCAGGGCUGAUCGGCGUGAGCUGUGUGUUUCCCAUUGACCUGGCCAAGACCCGCCUGCAGAACCAGCAAAAUGGGUCACGACUCUACACCAGCAUGUCCGACUGUCUUAUAAAGACCAUCCGCUCAGAGGGAUACUUCGGAAUGUACAGAGGGUCUGCGGUGAACUUAACCCUGGUCACUCCAGAGAAAGCCAUCAAGCUAGCAGCAAAUGACUUCUUCAGACAAUACCUCUCCAAGGAUGGUCAGAAGCUCACCCUGGUCAAAGAGAUGCUGGCCGGGUGUGGGGCAGGUACAUGUCAGGUUAUCGUCACGACUCCUAUGGAGAUGUUGAAGAUUCAGCUUCAAGAUGCUGGGAGAAUUGAGGCCCAGAGGAAGCUGAUGCCAGAGACUGUAGUACCGGGGACCGUGCCGACCAAGUCCCCCACCGCCAUGCAACUGACCAGGGAACUGCUUAAGGAGAAGGGAAUCGCUGGGCUGUACAAGGGCCUGGGGGCCACACUGCUCAGGGAUGUUCCGUUCUCCAUCAUCUACUUCCCUCUGUUUGCCAACCUGAACGACCUGGGGAAGAGAGGAGCGGAGGGCCCCGCUCCGUUCUAUGUCUCAUUCCUGGCAGGCUGUCUGGCUGGCAGCACGGCCGCCGUGGCUGUCAACCCUGUAGACGUGAUAAAGACCAGAAUCCAGUCUAUGAACAGAGGGAGUACAGAGGAAACCUACAGCGGGGUGACUGACUGUAUCAGUAAAAUCAUGAAGAACGAGGGUCCCUCUGCGUUCCUGAAGGGGGCGUACUGCCGUGCCCUGGUCAUCGCGCCCUUAUUUGGUAUCGCCCAGGUGGUCUACUUCUUCGGGGUGGGAGAAUACAUCCUCAGCUUCCUGCCUGGCAACUGAGAACAUCAACCAAUCGGAUCUCUGCCUUUCCCUCUCUCACGACCACAUCACGCACAGCACACCGAAAGACACUGGGAUCACCUCUCGUCAUGAAAUAAGGUUUUGAUCGCUUGAUGGAUUGUUUUAAUAUCUGAUCGUUGUCGUCGGCGGGUUAAAGUAUGACUACCACCAAUUUAGGAUUUCUUUUCCUUUGCCCCCUUUUGGCUCUUCCAUUGUCCUUGUUGUGUUGAAUGUAAUGCUAUGGUUGUGAGCACAGUAGUAAGAGUACUUAGGAGAGAGAUGUGUUGAUGGCAAAGCAGCAUUCCAGUGGAAUUAAUGCCACAAAUACUCAAUUCUCAAACGAUGAUGAUUAUCUUAUUUUUUUAAUAUAUAUUUUUCUUUUGAUAUGGGCCGUGAAUUACAGGGUAGAUCUAUUGUCUGAGUAUAUGGUAGUUAUCUCCGUUAACCUCCAUAGUGUCAGAAUGAUCAUGCGAAUGACAACUAUUGCCUAUAAAUCACAUUUAAUAUUAAUUACUUAUCUUGUAAUAAUAUAACAAUGUUUUUUUUUUAAAAGACUGGUCCAAAUGAAAAAGCGUAAUUUGAUGCUCAAGAAAACAAAGGAUCACUUAAGACUAUUCAAAGUUAAGACUAUUCAAAGUUAAGACUAUUCAAAGUUUACCAAGCAUGCUCAUUAAAGAAACCAAAUGCUCCAUACCUUAUUAUUGUUACCAGCUAUUACGUAGUAUACUUAAGCAGUAAGGCCCGAGGAGCUGUGGGUAUAUGGCCAAUAUACCACGGCUGAGGGCUGUUCUUAGGCAACACGCAACGCAGCCCUUAGCCGUGGUAUAUUGGUCAUAUACCACAAACCCCCGAGGCGUCUUCUUGCUGUUAUAAACUGGUUGCCAACGUAAUUAGAGCAGUGAAAAUAAAUGUUUUGUCCUACCUGUGGUAUACGGUCUGAUAUUACCACGGCUAUCAACCAAUCCGCAUUUAGAGCUCGAACCGACCAGUUUAUAAUAUGAAUUAGAGCUUAAAUCUUAAAAUCUUACAUUUAUUUUUAAACGUGUUUCAGGCCAAGACCCAUAGAAUAUCUUAAGUUGUGAACUAUAUACAAUUAUACAAUACUAACACUCCCAUUGGAUCUAACCGGAACAGCCCAGUCAUCCCUGCCUGUGAUUGGUUGUAAUUGCCAUUCAGCCAAUCACCUUAUAGCUCUGUGUGGACCCUAAUUGCCUUGUCCCUGGUGCUCUUUACUCUAUAGGGGGCAGCGGUCUUGGUGUUAAACAUUUGGGCCAGUACUGAUACUAUAUCUGAAGACCAACCUAAUCUGCAAUAGAUUCUAUACAACAAAAACCAGAAUCAAUGAUAAUUGAUGAAGCCACUUUUAAUAUUGUCCAAAUGAUUUCUAACUGUUUAUUGUUGUUAUUAAUAUUUGGAAAGAUACUCCUCUUACAGCCAUUGAAACAUUAAAACGUGUAGUUUGACAUCUUUCCCAAACAAGAUAGACAAACAAUUUGAAAAUAAAUCUUCCUCUACUUCUCUGCUAUUGAAACCUGAAAACAGAGCAGGAAUAACCUCUACCAAUCAAGAGGUUCAGCUGUUUUAGUAAUCACAUCAACUCCAUUUAUUAAGGUAACUUUCCACUGUUAACUUAACUGUCACAUAACUUUCAGAGAUGUCAAAUUAGAGUUGUUUAAAUUUUUUUACAUUUGAUUUAACCUUUAUUUAACUAGGGACGUCAGUUAAGAACAAAUUCUUAUUUACAGUGACGGCCUACCCCAGCCUAACCCAGAUGACGCUGGGCCAAUUGUGCGCCGCCCUAUGGGACACCCAAUCACGGCCGGAUUUGAUACAGCCUGGAUUCAAACCAGGGACUGUAGUGACUCCUCUUGCACUGAGAUGCAGUGCCUUAGACUGCUGCGCCACUGUGUGUGCACCAUAGAAUUAGGAGUUAGAAUACUAGAAUGGACAUGAACCUUAUGAUGGGAUAAUGGUCAGCCAUUUUGGUCAGGGAGUUGGUCAACCAUGGUGUGCCACUGCUGUGACAGGAGUUAGAAAAGUUGUAAAUGCAACAAGUAUUGAUAUUGUAUCAUUAAAUAGCACUCACAGCUUUAUCAUUAUUUUCUUGGGGACGUUUAUAGUCUGUUUACAUAUAUUUUAGAAGCUAUUUGUACAGAAAAGGUGUAUAAAACUUGAAUAAACUCUAUUUAUAACAUGUGACAAUAUUUUAGCUUGACACUAAUUUAAUUACACAAUUUCUCAUAUCACAUGCUGUACUUUUAUUUUCAUGUAUAAAGUAAAAUCAGGAUUAUACCUCUGCUAUCAUUCAUUCCGAUCAGACUGGUGUGGAUUUCUCCCUGACCAAUAUGGCUGACAUUUUCCCCUUCCAUUCUAGAACCUUGAGGGUUUAUGACAUAGUAAUUUAAUAGGAUCCCGAUGGUGUGCACAUCACAUUCUAAGAAUGAGACAAUAUGUAAACAAUGGGACUUUUGACAGAAAUCAGCUACUUUGGCCACUUUCAACAAGUUAAGAGCAUAUGAAAUCUUCGCCUGUUUCUCUCCUAUUUAAAUAUGAAAUCAGAACAGGACUAACUCUACCAAUCUAAAGAUACAUCUGUUUGAGGAACCGCACCGACUGCUUUUUAUAACUUUUAAAACAACUUACAUUUUUACCACUUUCCCGAAAAGCUAGACAAAAAGUUAGAAUGUAUGAAUUCUUCCUCUACUUCUCUACUAUUCAAAUCAGGGCAUCAGAACACUUCUUUCACUACCACAAAGAUACUUGUAAAGAACUGGGGAAAGGCACACAAUUUUAAUUCAUGUAAAAUUACAAUCUAGUUGUGAUUUCCAUAGUGUACUAAAAAUAUUAUACUAAGAUUGUGUACUAUACUACAAUAGUGUACUAACAAUUGUUUUAUUUCAGUCAUUCAUUGUACUAAAACUAUCUUUAGCUUGAGUAUGUUUUGUUUGUUCUCUUGUCUCUUUGGGGAUUGAAGCUUCCAUGGUGGCUUUGUUGUAAAUGCAUUUGUUACAUCACUGAAGGCCUGCCACACCAUUCAAAUCAACUCAAGCUUUAUUUAUACAGCACCUUUCAGACAUGGAAUGCAAUGUGCUUCACCGGGGGAAAAAAACUCAUUCAAAACAAUGAAAAUAAAAACUGAAAUAUUUACAACCCAACAAACAUAAGAUAAAAGAAUGACAAAAAAGCACACUAAGUAAAAGCUGUGUUUUACAGUUGACCAAUGGCUUUCUUGGGUAGACCAGACAGGAGAGCAUUACAGUAAUCAUGUCUGCUUGUAAUAAAAGCGAUGAGUCUCUCUGUUUCAGCCUGAGAGAGAAACGGCCACACCUUGGCAAUGUUCCUCAGGUGGUAAAAAACUAUCUUGUUCACAUUCCUGAUUGUGUGAUUAGAAAUUGAGUUCAGAAUCUAAAAUAACAACUAGGUUUUUUACAUGGCGUUUUAUCUUUAUUGCCUGUGAUUUAAAAUGUGCGUCCAGAUUCUCUCUCUAUGCUUUGGAUCCAACAAUAAGUACCUCGGUCUUGUCUUGAUUUAGCUGGAGGAAGUUGUGAGCCAUCCAAGAGUUGAACCAACUGAAUAGCUUCAUCAGUCUGGCAAGAUGAACUCUUGGACGGCUCACAACUGGUUCAUUCCCUAUUGGCACACUAUUCCCUACAUAGUGCACUACUUUUGACCUAGAUUUGGUAAAGCGUAGUGUACUAUAUAGGGAAUAGUGUGCCAUUUGGGAAGGAUCCACUGUUAACGUGCAACUCAGCUCUUCAGUGUUUUAUUAUUGUCAUGACAUAUUGGGAGAUAACUGAGAUCUAUCAUGUGUUGGGAGAUAACAGAUCUAUCAUGUGUUGGGAGAUAACUGAGAUCUAUCAUGUGUUGGGAGAUAACAGAUCUAUCAUGUGUUGGGAGAUAACUGAGAUCUAUCAUGUGUUGGGAGAUAACUGAGAUUUAUCAUGUGUUGGGAGAUAACUGAGAUCUAUCAUGUGUUGGGAGAUAACUGAGAUCUAUCAUGUGUUGGGAGAUAACUGAGAUCUAUCAUGUGUUGGGAGAUAACUGAGAUCUAUCAUGUGUUGGGAGAUAACUGAGAUUUAUCAUGUGUUGGGAGAUAACUGAGAUCUAUCAUGUGUUGGGAGAUAACUAAGAUCUAUCAUGUGUUGAGAGAUAACUGAGAUCUAUCAUGUGUUGGGAGAUAACUGAGAUCUGUCAUGUGUUGGGAGAUAACUGAGAUCUGUCAUGUGUUGGGAGAUAACUGAGAUCUAUCAUGGGUUGGGAGAUAACUGAGAUCUAUCAUGUGUUGGGAGAUAACUGAGAUCUAUCAUGUGUUGGGAGAUAACUGAGAUCUAUAACGCUUAUCAAUAUUCCUUUCUCUAUAUAUAUAUAUAUGUGUAUGUAUGUAUGUGUUGUGUCCACCUCAGUAUAUCGCAGAUGAUAUGAACAUUUCCUUAUCUAUAGUUUUAUUGCACAUUUUACCAGCUUUAUUUACACACCUACCUCUCCAGCCCCCCUUCUCUCAAUCCAUGUUGUUGUUGUUUUUAUUAUUAUUUUUUAUGAAAUAUUCAAUUGAAGGAAUUCAUGUCAUUUUAAUGCAAAAAAAAGAAGCUAUAAUUUGAGUGGUUUAUCUUCAUACUCAAAAACUGUAUGCAAUGAGAUACAAUCCUAUUGUAGCUCGAUGACAUCUUGUCCUUUACGACCAAAUACACACCGUGUUAAACCCUCUAUGCCACCAGGAAUUACCUUCUGAAGAAAAUUAGCUUAGAAUAAACAAUGUGAUGAUGAUUAUGAAUUCAUGUCAAAUCAAGUGUAUUGCAACACAAUUUAUUUCUUGAUUAUUUUUUGUUGUUGCUCAAAAUAGUGGAGAAACAUAGCAAACACACGUAGCUAACACACGUAGCUAACACACGUAGCUAACACACGUAGCUAACGCACGUAGCUAACACACGUAGCAAACACACGUAGCUAACGCACGUAGCUAACACACGUAGCUAACGCAAACAAAACAUACUUGAAUCUAUUCAGUAAAUCUAAUUAAUAAAUGCAUUACUGUCGUAGUCGGAAAGCAACAUGAUUUUAGAAUUUCAUCUUUGUUUUCAGAAUGACUUGUUUCACCACAGUGGCGAUAGUAAUGACCUGGUCAUACUAUCAUUACAUCCAUGUCUUAAUGAGCAGGUCUGAUCAGUUCUAGCCUAGAGGUCAGAUAGCUAGGGCAUUUAUCGUUCACUGAAUCCCAAACCAACCCAUAGGGUUAGGGGAUAGGGUUAGGGGAUAGGGCUAGGGGGUAGGGCUAGGGGACAGGGCUAGGGGGUAGGGCUAGGGGAUAGGGCUAGGGGGUAGGGCUAGGGGAUAGGGCUAGGGGGUAGGGCUAGGGGUUACGGCUAGGGGAUAGGGGUAGGGCUAGACCUCGGACCCCCUGCCAUGAUCAGAGAUCAGAGAGUAUGUCCCCAAAGGCACCUUAUUCCCUAUAUAGGGCACUGCUUUUGACCAGAGCAGGGUUCUAUAGGGCUCUGGUCUUAUGUAGUGCACUAUAUAGGGAAUACGGUUCUAUAGGGCUCUGGUCUAAAGUAGUGCACUAUAUAGGGAAUAGGGUUCUAUAGGGCUCUGGUCUAAAGUAGUGCACUUAUAUAGGGAAUAGGGUUCUAUAGGGCUCUGGUCUAAAGUAGUGCACUUAUAUAGGGAAUAGGGUUCUAUAGGGCUCUGGUCUAAAGUAGUGCACUAUAUAGGGAAUAGGGUUCUAUAGGGCUCUGGUCUAAAGUAGUGUACUAUAUAGGGAAUAGGGUUCUAUAGGGCUCUGGUCUAAAGUAGUGCACUUAUAUAGGGAAUAGGGUUCUAUAGGGCUCUGGUCUAAAGUAGUGCACUAUAUAGGGAAUAGGGUUCUAUAGGGCUCUGGUCUAAAGUAGUGCACUUAUAUAGGGAAUAGGGUUCUAUAGGGCUCUGGUCUAAAGUAGUGCACUAUAUAGGGAAUAGGGUUCUAUAGGGCUCUGGUCUAAAGUAGUGCACUAUAUAGGGAAUAGGGUUCUAUAGGGCUCUGGUCUAAAGUAGUGCACUUAUAUAGGGAAUAGGGUUCUAUAGGGCUCUGGUCUAAAGUAGUGCACUAUAUAGGGAAUAGGGUUCUAUAGGGCUCUGGUCUAAAGUAGUGCACUUAUAUAGGGAAUAGGGUUCUAUAGGGCUCUGGUCUAAAGUAGUGUACUAUAUAGGGAAUAGGGUUCUAUAGGGCUCUGGUCUAAAGUAGUGCACUAUAUAGGGAAUAGGGUUCUAUAGGGCUCUGGUCUAAAGUAGUGUACUAUAUAGGGAAUAGGGUUCUAUAGGGCUCUGGUCUAAAGUAGUGCACUAUAUAGGGAAUAGGGUUCUAUAGGGCUCUGGUCUAAAGUAGUGCACUAUAUAGGGAAUAGGGUUCUAUAGGGCUCUGGUCUAAAGUAGUGUACUAUAUAGGGAAUAGGGUUCUAUUGGGCUCUGGUCUAAAGUAGUGCACUAUAUAGGGAAUAGGGUUCUAUAGGGCUCUGGUCUAAAGUAGUGCACUAUAUAGGGAAUAGGGUUCUAUAGGGCUCUGGUCUAAAGUAGUGCACUAUAUAGGGAAUAGGGUGCCAUUUGGAAGGCAGACAGACAGGAAAGACAAAAGGCCUAUUGUAUGUGAUCUUACCUGUUAUUUUAUUCAUUGAGUUUAUUCUUCAAACAUUCCAACUGCCAACUCAUCUCGUAUGAUAAUAUCUUUGUUAAUUUCAAAUGCUUGUUAUUAUUGUGUUUUUGUUAUUGUUGUUUUGUUAUUGUUUACCCUUGUGUUGUAUGAUUUUCUUUACGGUUUUAAUCUUGAACAUGCUGAACAAUGAAGUAAUUUUCAUUCAGUUUUUGAUCAGCUGUGAAUUUGUCCUGACUGUGUCGAUCUGGUCGGUUUGGUUGGGUGUGUGUGUGUGCGCGUGUGUGUGUGUGUGUGUGUCUGGUUUGGCUGUGAAGUAAUGCUGUAGUUAGUAAUGACUUAGUCAUAGCUUAGUUAGUUAGUGUGACACCUUGUGAUGUUAUUUCUCUUUGAUGUCAGUCCCACUCUCUCUCCUUUCUCUACUUCUAUCUAUCACACGCCUCCGUCAUCUGUCCGUCUGCGUCAUGUGUAUCUCAGGGGGGCGAGGAGGAUCUAUCUUAACACCAAAAAUACAAUUAUGAAAGCACAAAUAAAGAUUAGGCACAAAAUCACAGAAAAACCCUUCCUAUCACUGAAGCACUAGACAACACAGCCAAUGGGGUUCCACAGAAAAACCCUUCCUAUCGCUGAAGCACUAGACAACACAGCCAAUGGGGUUCCAGAGAAAAACCCUUCCUAUCACUGAAGCACUAGACAACACAGCCAAUGGGGUUCCACAGAAAAACCCUUCCUAUCACUGAAGCACUAGACAACACAGCCAAUGGGGUUCCACAGAAAAACCCUUCCUAUCGCUGAAGCACUAGACAACACAGCCAAUGGGGUUCCAGAGAAAAACCCUUCCUAUCACUGAAGCACUAGACAACACAGCCAAUGGGGUUCCACAGAAAAACCCUCCCUAUCACUGCUGCACUAGACAACACAGCCAAUGGGGUUCCAGAGAAAAACCCUUCCUAUCACUGAAGCACUAGACAACACAGCCAAUGGGGUUCCACAGAAAAACCCUUCCUAUCACUGAAGCACUAGACAACACAGCCAAUGGGGUUCCACAGAAAAACCCUUCCUAUCGCUGAAGCACUAGACAACACAGCCAAUGGGGUUCCACAGAAAAACCCUUCCUAUCACUGAAGCACUAGACAACACAGCCAAUGGGGUUCCAGAGAAAAACCCUUCCUAUCACUGAAGCACUAGACAACACAGCCAAUGGGGUUCCACAGAAAAACCCUUCCUAUCGCUGAAGCACUAGACAACACAGCCAAUGGGGUUCCACAGAAAAACCCUUCCUAUCACUGUUGCACUAGACAACACAGCCAAUGGGGUUCCAGAGAAAAACCCUUCCUAUCACUGAAGCACUAGACAACACAGCCAAUGGGGUUCCACAGAAAAACCCUUCCUAUCGCUGCUGCACUAGACAACACAGCCAAUGGGGUUCCACAGAAAAACCCUUCCUAUCGCUGAAGCACUAGACAACACAGCCAAUGGGGUUCCAGAGAAAAACCCUUCCUAUCGCUGAAGCACUAGACAACACAGCCAAUGGGGUUCCAGAGAAAAACCUUUCCUAUCGCUGAAGCACUAGACAACACAGCCAAUGGGGUUCCAGAGAAAAACCCUUCCUAUCGCUGAAGCACUAGACAACACAGCCAAUGGGGUUCCAGAGAAAAACCCUUCCUAUCGCUGAAGCACUAGACAACACAGCCAAUGGGGUUCCAGAGAAAAACCUUUCCUAUCACUGAAGCACUAGACAACACAGCCAAUGGGGUUCCAGAGAAAAACCCUUCCUAUCGCUGAAGCACUAGACAACACAGCCAAUGGGGUUCCACAGAAAAACCCUUCCUAUCGCUGAAGCACUAGACAACACAGCCAAUGGGGUUCCACAGAAAAACCCUUCCUAUCGCUGAAGCACUAGACAACACAGCCAAUGGGGUUCCACUGAAAGGACCUCGCUGUUGGAACAGUAGAAUUGGAAUGAGAACACCUUGUUCUAGUUCUUAGAGGAUCACAACGUUCUAUAGCUACCAAGUCCCUGUGGUGUAUACCACCUUGCUACAUCGUCUAAAGAACAUGUCUCUGUGGUGUAUACCACCUUGCUACAUCGUCUAAAGAACAUGACCCUGUACUGUAUACCACCUUGCUACAUCGUCUAAAGCACAUGUCCCUGUACUUUAUACCACCUUGCUACAUCGUCUAAAGAACAUGACCCUGUGGUGUAUAACACCUUGCUACAUCGUCUAAAGAACAUGUCCCUGUACUGUAUAACACCUUGCUACAUCGUCUAAAGAACAUGACCCUGUGGUGUAUACCACCUUGCUACAUCGUCUAAAGAACAUGUCCCUGUACUGUAUACCACCUUGCUACAUCGUCUAAAGAACAUGACCCUGUGGUGUAUAACACCUUGCUACAUCGUCUAAAGAACAUGUCCCUGUACUGUAUAACACCUUGCUACAUCGUCUAAAGAACAUGACCCUGUGGUGUAUAACACCUUGCUACAUCGUCUAAAGAACAUGACCCUGUACUGUAUAACACCUUGCUACAUCGUCUAAAGAACAUGACCCUGUGGUGUAUACCACCUUGCUACAUCGUCUAAAGAACAUGACCCUGUGGUGUAUACCACCUUGCUACAUCGUCUAAAGAACAUGACCCUGUGGUGUAUACCACCUUGCUACAUCGUCUAAAGAACAUGUCCCUGUACUGUAUACCACCUUGCUACAUCGUCUAAAGAACAUGACCCUGUGGUGUAUACCACCUUGCUACAUCGUCUAAAGAACAUGUCCCUGUGGUGUAUACCACCUUGCUACAUCGUCUAAAGAACAUGACCCUGUGGUGUAUACCACCUUGCUACAUCGUCUAAAGAACAUGACCCUGUGGUGUAUACCACCUUGCUACAUCGUCUAAAGAACAUGACCCUGUGGUGUAUACCACCUUGCUACAUCGUCUAAAGAACAUGACCCUGUACUGUAUACCACCUUGCUACAUCGUCUAAAGAACAUGUCCCUGUACUGUAUACCACCUUGCUACAUCGUCUAAAGAACAUGACCCUGUGGUGUAUACCACCUUGCUACAUCGUCUAAAGAACAUGACCCUGUACUGUAUACCACCUUGCUACAUCGUCUAAAGAACAUGACCUUGUGGUGUAUACCACCUUGCUACAUCGUCUAAAGAACAUGACCCUGUGGUGUAUACCACCUUGCUACAUCGUCUAAAGAACAUGUCCCUGUACUGUAUACCACCUUGCUACAUCGUCUAAAGAACAUGACCCUGUGGUGUAUACCACCUUGCUACAUUGUCUAAAGAACAUGACCCUGUACUGUAUACCACCUUGCUACAUCGUCUAAAGAACAUGACCCUGUGGUGUAUACCACCUUGCUACAUCGUCUAAAGAACAUGACCCUGUGGUGUAUACCACCUUGCUACAUCGUCUAAAGAACAUGACCCUGUACUGUAUACCACCUUGCUACAUCGUCUAAAGAACAUGACCCUGUGGUGUAUACCACCAUGCUACAUCGUCUAAAGAACAUGACCCUGUGGUGUAUACCACCUUGCUACAUCGUCUAAAGAACAUGACCCUGUGGUGUAUACCACCUUGCUACAUCGUCUAAAGAACAUGACCCUGUACUGUAUACCACCUUGCUACAUCGUCUAAAGAACAUGACCCUGUACUGUAUACCACCUUGCUACAUCGUCUAAAGAACAUGACCCUGUGGUGUAUACCACCUUGCUACAUCGUCUAAAGAACAUGACCCUGUGGUGUAUACCACCUUGCUACAUCGUCUAAAGAACAUGUCCCUGUGGUGUAUACCACCUUGCUACAUCGUCUAAAGAACAUGACCCUGUGGUGUAUACCACCUUGCUACAUCGUCUAAAGAACAUGACCCUGUGGUGUAUACCACCUUGCUACAUCGUCUAAAGAACAUGACCCUGUGGUGUAUACCACCUUGCUACAUCGUCUAAAGAACAUGACCCUGUGGUGUAUACCACCUUGCUACAUCGUCUAAAGAACAUGACCCUGUACUGUAUACCACCUUGCUACAUCGUCUAAAGAACAUGACCCUGUGGUGUAUACCACCAUGCUACAUCGUCUAAAGAACAUGACCCUGUGGUGUAUACCACCUUGCUACAUCGUCUAAAGAACAUGACCCUGUACUGUAUACCACCUUGCUACAUCGUCUAAAGAACAUGACCCUGUGGUGUAUACCACCUUGCUACAUCGUCUAAAGAACAUGACCCUGUGGUGUAUACCACCUUGCUACAUCGUCUAAAGAACAUGACCCUGUACUGUAUACCACCUUGCUACAUCGUCUAAAGAACAUGACCCUGUGGUGUAUACCACCUUGCUACAUCGUCUAAAGAACAUGACCCUGUGGUGUAUACCACCUUGCUACAUCGUCUAAAGAACAUGACCCUGUGGUGUAUACCGGCCAGUCAAAACGUAGGAAACAGCAGUUAAGACACCUGGACACCUGCUUCUGGUCAGAAACUGACUGGCACCCAGGCUAAACACAUCUUCCACUCUCUCCUUCUCCUUGACUAACUUGUGUGGUGAAUUAUGAUAUGUAUGAAAUUACAAUUGUCUGCACACAUGCCAGGUAAAUUACUAUGAAAAGAAAGCGUCUGCUAAAUGUCAUAUAUUAUUGUCUUAGUCAUUGUUUACAAUGAGAUGUUGUAUUUCCAGUUUCCUUCACCAUUUACUGUUCUAAUAAAGUCACAUGACCGUCUUCACCUGGUAUGUCUGUUCUAAUAAAGUCACAUGACCGUCUUCACCUGGUAUGUCUGUUCUAAUAAAGUCACAUGACUGUCUUCGCCUGGUAUGUCUGUUCUAAUAAAGUCACAUGACUGUCUUCGCCUGGUAUAUCUGUUCUAAUAAAGUCACAUGACCGUCUUCACCUGGUAUGUCUGUUCUAAUAAAGUCACAUGACUGUCUUCACCUGGUAUGUCUGUUCUAAUAAAGUCACAUGACUGUCUUCGCCUGGUAUAUCUGUUCUAAUAAAGUCACAUGACCGUCUUCACCUGGUAUGUCUGUUCUAAUAAAGUCACAUGACCGUCUUCACCUGGUAUGUCUGUUCUAAUAAAGUCACAUGACCGUCUUCGCCUGGUAUGUCUGUUCUAAUAAAGUCACAUGACCGUCUUCGCCUGGUAUGUCUGUUCUAAUAAAGUCACAUGACCGUC